CCGCUGUCAUCUAGCGUAACGGAAAGAUCAUCCCGGGAGUCGAGCGACAGCUAGCGAAUCUACACGGUGCUCGCGCUCGCUCGCUAAGCGUCGCUUUAUUCAACAUGAGGACUGAACGGGGUUUAAUUAUAUGGACUUCGAUGCUUCUUCAUAUGUAUUUGGUAAAAGGCCAAACGUCAGACUCGGCCCAAGACUUGAUCACCUCUCUGAAUGAAGUCAUUUCUAAUGAUCGUGUGACUUCCAAAAGUGUCAUUUUGGAAUCACGACUCACUUCAACCUAUCAAGACGUCUCGUCUCCUCCGACGGAGUUCUCAAACCCUAAUGUCACACCUACUGUUCCUCCAUCACAGCCAAGCGAAGACAGCACGGUGCACAGUGACACCUCUUAUUCACCAGCUAUCUCACAAACACCUGCAUCACAAGAUGUCACCACCCUCAACAUGGAGAAAACCUCAGUACCAGCCUCUUCUGUAAGUAGCACAACGGUUUCUGAUGUCAGGAGCACCGUUUCAGAAUCAGUAGUCACCACACGUCCUGCAACAUCCAUCAGUCCAGGUGAAGGACAUCAGACCUUCUCUCCUCUAACCAGCAGUGUGUCCCAGACAACUCAAGCAGCUCUGCCAGUCACCCUGUCUUAUCCUGCACCAUCUCAGUUUGCCCUGACCAGUAGUUCAAAUGUCACAGGCCCUUCUUCACUGGAACACCAGGAUGUGCCCUCUGAACUGGAUGUGGGGGAUGAAGAAUCAAACAAAGUUCAACACGGUCCCACCUCCCCUGUGGACCCCCUGUUUGCCACUCUAUUCUCCAUUUUCAUUAUUUGCACCGCCAUGGUCUCGGCCGUGCUCUUUCUCAGAUCUCGCCAACGCAGUGAGCAUCCAGAGUUCCAUCGGCUUCAAGACCUCCCCAUGGAUGAUCUCCUAGAAGACACACCAUUGUCAAGAUACACCUAUUAGCAAGAGAGAACUCUUGCCAGUGUUUCAUAAUUUGAUCCUUCAGGCACCCAGUUUUACUGUUGAUUGUAAAUCCAUUUCCAACAUCCAACUGAUUAUGAGCUUUGAUGGUUCUCGGGAAGUUUGUGGAGAAACAGUCUUGAUGAUAAGUUUGCAUAAUAAUAGGAUAACAUUUGGUAUGCAUAAUAUAGGAAAAAAAUGUGAUGUCCCCUUGGGCUUAAUGAAAUGCAGACAGCAAAAACAUAAAUCUGAGAUACCUGAGGACUGAUAUAUCGUCUUGAGAAUAAAAACUAUUAGUAUUUCCAGAGUUUUAAUAUUAGUAAUGAUAGAGCUUGAUGUUGGCUUGAGAUACUGUUCUCUUGAACAUCUUUUUCCUUUUUUAGCGACUAUAAUUGUUCAGUUGCAUAGGGAGUUGCUCAACAUCAUGCAACCAUUCUUUUGGUUAAUUCAUUUGUUUUUUAAAGUAAAAAAAAUCAUUUUUUUUCUACACAAGCAAAUAAUACCAAAUUUUUAUUCUUUUCAGAGUUUUCAGCAUUUUAGAGACUAUUGGCGAAACUUCCCUGUUUUUAGUGUAAAUGCCUCUGAACUUUUGCACUGUUAGAGCUAUGAUACUGUACUGAGAAAAAACUUUUCUUUUUCUUUCUUUUUUUUUACAUGAAAGUGUUUUACAGAAUUACGAAAUAUUUAGGGUUAAAUUGAAUUGUGAUUUUGGCAUUUUUGACAAAGCUGAUUGUCUUGACUUCUUAUGAAGGUUUAACUUGAUAUUUAUUUUAGUAUAUUCACUUCUGUCUUGUAUUUGUGGUAAACCUAGUGCCUAAUGUUCUUUGUGCCAAAACUGACUUACAGUAAAUUAACUGGUAAAUAUAUAUUGCACAGUUGUGUUGUUGAGAUUAACCUGUAAAGAGACGGUUUGUAAUUAAAGAAGAACAUUUUUUUGUGAUGCUUCAUGCUGUAUCACAUUUACACAAGUUCAAUAACAUGUGUACAUGUUAAAGUACUCAAUGGGUAAAAUUGGGGAUGCAGUAUAUACAAAUAUGAAUUAUAUUAAAAGGUGAACUCAGUAAUUUUUUGAUAUAUAUUUCGAAGUGUCUUACACUGACACCUAGUGGCCUGGGUGCUGCAUCAUUCAAACAGUACUUUUCAGUUACCAAUGUAAUAUAAAUUCACUAUGCACAAUAAACCAGGAUUCAUUUAAUGCACGAAUGAAAGUGUCCAAUAACAGGGCAGUAACUGAGAUUAAGUGAAUAGAAUUCGGCCGGUCAUGUGAUUCUAAACUGGCAUCCCCCAUGUGAGCACCCCUGCCCCAUGUAGAAUAAAAGAGCUUUUAUAAAGUCACUGAUAUGACUGAACUCUUCAUCUCACAUGAGUGGUCAUGAUUUCAUGCAAAUGUUUAAAAAUAACUAUACAAUCAUUUAGAAGUAAAUCUUUUUUAAUGAGGAAGAAAUCGUGAAACAUUACAUUAUGUGGGGCAUAUUUAGAAUUUUUUUUUUUAUGAAGGGUCAAUUACAA
Messenger RNA from Xyrauchen texanus (razorback sucker), 2459 nucleotides. Its product is annotated as DNA-directed RNA polymerase II subunit RPB1-like. The transcript is spliced from 5 exons. Lineage: Eukaryota; Metazoa; Chordata; Actinopteri; Cypriniformes; Catostomidae. The record is from RefSeq and is a predicted model, not a curated record. Bases 105 to 953 code for a protein of 282 amino acids.